Epinephelus moara (kelp grouper) is the source of this 1491-nucleotide messenger RNA. RefSeq names its product neoverrucotoxin subunit alpha-like. Bases 1 to 1491 code for a protein of 496 amino acids. NCBI's taxonomy places the organism in Eukaryota, Metazoa, Chordata, Actinopteri, Perciformes, Serranidae. Gene Ontology annotation, molecular function: protein binding. The transcript is spliced from 3 exons. The record is from RefSeq and is a predicted model, not a curated record.
AUGCGGGACUUCAUUCUUGAAAGCAACCCUGCGACAUUUGAAGACGUGGUGAAGGUCUACGUUCAACUUCCACAGCUACUGGGAGAAAAAGGAGAGAAUGCUGUUCCACUGAAGGUCUGGCUGAUGCCACUGAAGAAUUUGGACACUAAAGUUGCCGAGCUCUCAAGAGAGAUGACUGAUGGACUCGUGAGGAAGGUGGCGGAUGCUCUAGAAAAUUUAAGGGAAAUAGAAAUGACGUGCAACGAUUCCCUGGAAGACAGAGUGGUGCAGCAUUUUCCACAGAUUCAAGAACAGUUUGGCAGUUUCCAAAAAUUGUGUAAUUAUUAUUCAGCUAAUCUCCAGAAGACCAUGGCGAAGAAACUUCCUUCCAUCCUUGAUGGUGAAGAAGAUGAGAGCUCAGUAGAAGAACUCUUUGAAGACCGAGACAAGUCACCAUUCAGUCGUGAAAAACUGAGCGAGUGGCUGGAUCAUAAAGAGAGAAAAAUCAACGUCAUCAGAUCCUGUGUAGAUACCAUGGAGGGAGUAAAGAUUGUCCGAAAUCAGUCAGAGCUGGACGAAGAGGUUCUUGCUGUAGGCGUAGCGAAUGCUCUGUGCUUUGUUUUCACCUCCCUGAAGAGUGCCGACCCCUGCCUUGAUGAGAUGGCCAACUACUUGGACUCAGGUAGCAAAUCAGACAGUACCAAAGAAGAGCCAUGGUACUUCUCAGACAAGGUCUUCGCCAAAAUGAGAAGAAAAGCCACAUGGUUUAGUUUUUCUGCAGCAGCACAGAAGAACAACAACACAUUGCAUUAUUUUGUGGGAAGCAUUGCAAAUGAGAACUACACAGGAGCAACCAUCUAUCAUUACCAAAAGGGCGUUCUUCAAACGGACGAUUUUUCAAAGCCUGAACCCCCUGAUGUGGAGACCAUCACUGACAGAGAAGAUUUGAUCAGGUAUGCCACUGAUCUCACCCUGGACCCAAACACUGCAAACGGCUACCUCACUCUGUCUGAGGGAGACAAGAAGGCAACAAAUGGAGAACUGCAGUCAUACCCUGCUCACCCAGAGAGGUUCGAUACACAUCCUCAGGUGUUGUGCAAAGAGAGCUUAACUGGCCGCCAUUACUGGGAGGUAGAGUGGAGUACUAUUCAUAAAGACUCCAUUAUUGUUGGUGUUGCAUACAAGAAAAUUGAAAGAGGAUCAGGCAAAUCAGAGAGUGAGCUUGGACAAAAUACUGUGUCAUGGGCUUUUGGCCAACAUUCAUCAUUUACAAAACACGUUCUUAGGGUGUAUCAUAAUGGUUUAGUGUGGGAAAGUCCUCUGCCCUCUGAUGGCUUUGACAAAGUCGGGGUGUAUCUCGACUGGCAUACUGGCACUCUGUCCUUCUACAGUGUCUUUGGCAACACUGUGAGUCACCUCUACACCUUUCAAACCACAUUCACUGAGCCUCUUUACCCAGGCCUCGGCGUAAAGAGGAAAUCCAGUCAUGCGUACCUGUGUCCAGUUGAGUAA